Drosophila hydei is the source of this 897-nucleotide messenger RNA. RefSeq names its product transcription initiation factor TFIID subunit 7-like. Gene Ontology annotation, biological process: transcription initiation at RNA polymerase II promoter; RNA polymerase II preinitiation complex assembly. The record is from RefSeq and is a predicted model, not a curated record. Gene Ontology annotation, cellular component: transcription factor TFIID complex. Gene Ontology annotation, molecular function: RNA polymerase II general transcription initiation factor activity. The transcript is spliced from 2 exons. Bases 1 to 897 code for a protein of 298 amino acids. NCBI's taxonomy places the organism in Eukaryota, Metazoa, Arthropoda, Insecta, Diptera, Drosophilidae.
AUGUCCAAGAAGAUUAGCCAGCCACAGAUUGCAUCUCCGGUUGAUAAAAUAGAGCUGGAGAGUCAGUUUCUCAUACGGUUUCCAGAGGAUCUGGCAAAAAUUGUGCACGAGUCCAUAGAAGCAGGCAAUAUAAAUGAGAAAUUGGCCAUUCAGCUGGACACCGAUUUGCGAUACGGUGAGGUGCGCCUGAACAAUCAGCUGCUGCACGCCAAACUUGUUGAUCUACCCACCAUUAUAGAGAGCUACAAAACAGCUGACAAUACGAAUUUGUAUAAAACAGCUGAUAUCUGUCAGCUGCUCGUUUGCAAUCGCGAGCGGCCAAGGGAAUCGGAGAAGGACCGUCUCAAGCAGGCAAGAGGCAGCUGCCAUACAGUCGAAUCCAAUUCGGAUACAGAGCUCGAAAGGACGCCCCAUAAGAAGAGUGGAAAGCGACCCAGCAAACAGAUCGGAAAACCGCCGGAAAAGCCAUCGCCCAAGAAGCCCGGAAGACAACCCAAGAAACAGCAGGCGCCCGGUAAGCGGGCCGUCAGGAAACAAAGCGAAACGCAGGUUGAUCUUAAGGAUGCACCACUUGAAGAGGACAAGGAAAAUAGAAUAUCGCCAAUUUUAGAGAGCAAUCGAGAUUUCCUAAAAGUGGACGAAAAAUACCUGUGGCCCCAUGGCCUGACGCCGCCCUGUCGCAAUCUGCGUCGACGUCGCCUGAACAACGCACUGAAAGAUAAGAAUGUCGAGCCUCCCGAACCGGAUAUCCUACGUGAGGUCAAAUAUCUGCUGCGCAUGGACAACGAGGCAGUACGUGUGGACUACGAAGUGAUCAAUGAAUCGGGCAUGAUACCUGGACUGAAUCUAUCCGAUACGAGCAGCGGGGAUGAGCUGACAGACGAAGCAAUGCAAUAA